Molecule: messenger RNA, 1657 nt
Organism: Xenopus laevis (African clawed frog)
Lineage: Eukaryota; Metazoa; Chordata; Amphibia; Anura; Pipidae
Product: lamina-associated polypeptide 2-like
Exons: 2
Coding region: 239-1576 (445 amino acids)
Source: RefSeq, a predicted model, not a curated record
AAAGGAACCGAGAGCCAUUUAAACUUCAAUAUAGUGGCGGUUUGUAUCCCCUAUGCUGCCUGGUGUUGGUAAGGCUGUUGUAAGCUGCUUGUGCCGUUUGUGCUUUCAGAAGGGUGCUGUGUAAGUAACAGAUGGUUACCUUCUGAACCAAACAGUUGUGAGCCUGUAUGAUACUAAUAUGCCAUAAAAAAUGUUUUUUUCUUAGGCUGGCAUUGCAGGUAGAAAACCUGCCUUCAUCAUGAGCUCCAGACGCUCGCAUUCAGGCUCAAGGGGGAGUUCUCCUUCUGGACAAAGGAAAAAGACAAGGAGACAGUGUGCAUCUUGUCAGGAAUCUGCUAUGCCGGAUAAAAGGCUAUGUGAAAAAUGCUUUUCUGAUGCUUCAGGGAUAGCACCGACGCAAUUCACUGAAUUCAUGUCAUGGAUGAAGAACACUUUCAACCAAUCUAUGGCCAAUAUGGUGUCGCAAGUAACUGAUAACGUUAUGAGAAACUUAGAUGGAGGCAGUAGUCUAGGGCAAAUAGCCCACAACCCUGUGGAGCAGACAGAGACACAAGGGGACACCCUCGAUAGAAUCAAUUUACCAGAAACAGAAUCUGAAGGUGAACUAUCUGACAUGGAAUCUGAAGAAGAGGGGGAAUCAGAAUUCAAUACAGACAUGAUUGAGUCUCUAGUUAAAGCAGUCAGGAAAACUCUGGAUCUGGAAGACAAAAUUCAGAACCCAGAGAAGCAGGAUAAGAUGUUUAAGAAAGUAUCUAAGAAAAACCACCUUUUCCCUAUACAUGAAGUCAUUCAAUCCACAAUUGUAGGGGAAUGGGAAUUCCCAGACAAAAAACAGAUAUUAUCAAGAAGAUUCAAAAAAAUGUUCCCUUUUGCUACAGAAGAUACCAAAACAUGGGAUACCCCUCCUAAAGUAGAUGCAGCUAUUACCAGGGUGGCCAGGCGUACCACCUUACCAGUAGAUGAAGGGGUCUCUUUAAAGGACACUAUGGAAAGGAGGCAGGAUGGAGCUCUUAAAAGAGCUUAUAUGACAGGGGGUGCUUUAUGUAAGGCAUCCGUGGCUACAACCUCAGUAAUGAGAGCCAAUAAAAUCUGGAUACAGGAACUUGAGUCUGCAAUCAAGUCGGGAACAGAAAGAGAAAAACUAUUAGAGAUGAUACAAGACAUCAAGAUGGCAAAUGAAUACGCAUCGGAGGCUUCAAUGGAUUCCAUAAAACUGGCUGGAAAAUCCAUGGGGCUUUCUGUAGUAGCCAGAAGAAGUUUGUGGCUCAGACACUGGAAUGCGGAUUCACAAUCCAAGCACAAUUUAUGCUCUCUCCCAUUCAAGGGAAACCAUUUAUUCGGGCCAGAACUAGAUCAGAUAAUAUCUAAAGCCUCAGCAGGAAAAUCAUCUUUUUUGCCUCAGGAGCGUAGAGACAGAAGAUUUCAAAAUAAAAAUCCGAGGAAUUCCCUCAAGGACGCGAAACAAUACAAACCGGGAAAACCAUUCUCCAGGCAAUGGAGGCCCAAGAAUCAAUUUUUUUCCUCCAAAAGAAAUGAUCAAAAAACACCCUGGAAUAACACAGACAAAAAGGCAUGAAGGUGUUGGAGCCCCAUCACUGGUUGGAGGAAGAUUAAAAAAUUAUACAGAGGUGUGGGCUCUGGAAAUUUCGGAUCAAUG